AUAAGUUCUUCCCAUCUGAAGUCCAGUUGCAUAGUGUAGGUGCAAAAUGACCAGAGUAAGGUCGCAUGCAAUCCUCGUUUGUCUAAUCAUUGUGCUUUCUUCCCAUUAUUCAUGGCUUGUGGUCUCUCAAUCAACGGUUCGAUCUCUACCUGGUUUUCCUGGCCCUCUACCCUUCCAUCUGGAAACCGGGUAUGUCGGUGUAGGAGAGUUGGAUGGAGACCAGCUGUUUUACUACUUUGUGGAGUCUGAGAAGAACCCAAAAGAGGACCCUCUUGUUGUGUGGCUCACAGGCGGCCCUGGCUGCUCUGCAUGGAGUGGUCUUGCCUUUGAAAUAGGUCCUCUGUCUUUUCCAGGAGUCAGAUAUAAUGGGUCUCUUCCAACUUUGAAGCUGAGACAACACUCAUGGACAAAGGUUUCCAGCAUCAUCUUCGUGGAUUCACCUGUUUGGACUGGAUUUUCAUAUUCAAGUGUCUCAAAAGAUAAUGUAAUUGGAGAUGUAAAAGCAUCCAAGGAACUCUACCAAUUUCUAAGGAAGUGGUUAAUUGGUCACCCACAAUUCCUUUCAAAUCCUCUAUAUAUAGGAGGUGACUCAUAUUCUGGCAUAAUUCUUCCAAUUUUUGUCCAAGAAAUAGCAAAUGGUAUUGAAGCUGGCCGGGAACCAACCCUCAAUCUCAAGGGUUAUUUCCUCGGAAACCCCAUGACGGAUGUAAGAUAUGAUAAUAACUCGAGGGUACAAUACGCCCAUGGGAUGGGCCUCAUAUCUGACGAACUCUAUGAGUCAGCUAAGAAAAGUUGUGAAGGAGAUUACAUAAAUCCAAGAAAUCCUAAAUGUGCAAAGGAUCUUGAGGCAGUAGAUGAGUGUACUUCAAGAAUAAGUAAAGGCUACAUUUUAGAUCCCAAAUGCCCCAUUGCAUCCCCAAGGCCAAGCGAUAUGGUGAGACACAGAAGAUCUCUAGAGGACAAAUCUGAAGAGCUGCUUCUCCCAUAUCCUCAACCCCAAUUUGGGUGUAAGGAAUAUGCAUAUUUGCUCUCCGAUUAUUGGGCUAAUGAUGAUAGUGUUAGAAAGGCACUCGGCAUCCGUCAGGGAACAACCAGAGAAUGGAAAAGAUGCAACUAUGACAUACCUUAUGAGAACAAUGUCAGAAGUACCAUAAAAUACCAUCUCGAUUUGACCACUCGAGGCUAUCCAGCUCUGAUAUACAGCGGUGAUCAUGACCUAGUAGUACCAUUUUUGGGCACACAAGCAUGGAUUAGAUCUCUUAAUUUCUCCAUUGUCGAUGAGUGGCGUCCAUGGUUCGUUAAUGGACAAGUUGCCGGGUAUACCAGGACGUAUUUGAAUAACUUGACAUUUGCGACUCUAAAGGGAGCAGGCCACACAGCUCCAGAGUACAGACCCAAGGAAGGCUUUGCAAUGUUCCAACGGUGGAUUUCUCGUAAUCCUCUAUGAUCACCUCCAAUUUUGGAGCUUCAAUCCACUUGCUUUCCCUGCAUGGCUGGCCAAAUGCUCCAUUGUGCUUGUUAAGAGUGGCUCCAUCUGUGGCAUCUUCUACUGGUUAAAAUACAAAAUUUAUGUAGAAUAAGUUAGUACUAAUCACCCAUGUAAUGCUCAUAGUGAUAAAGUGGUUUUCGUUCCUGAUUAUUACCAAUUGAAGUCACAUAAUUAUUCAGGCUGUAUUUGGAUGUAAAGAUCGAUUGCUUUGUCACAAAUAAAGUGAAAUGUCUAAAAUUCAA
Molecule: messenger RNA, 1731 nt
Organism: Magnolia sinica
Lineage: Eukaryota; Viridiplantae; Streptophyta; Magnoliopsida; Magnoliales; Magnoliaceae
Product: serine carboxypeptidase-like 18
Exons: 14
Coding region: 47-1447 (466 amino acids)
Biological process (GO): proteolysis; secondary metabolic process
Molecular function (GO): serine-type carboxypeptidase activity; acyltransferase activity, transferring groups other than amino-acyl groups
Source: RefSeq, a predicted model, not a curated record